CAGUGCUUAGCUCUCCCCAAAUACCGCUUCUCUAUUAGUCAAAUUGCCUACCUUCAAUCUUUAAUCAACAAGCGCAAAGUAUCAGGCUAUCAACAUGGUUAUCGGUCUCCUAGCAAUUACCGCCAUCCCCACCGUCACCGGCGUGGCCAUGGGGGUGAGUGAACAGCGCAAAGCAAAUGAGAGGAAGAAUGAUGAGCGACGCAUGGCAAAGUUCAAUAUCGAUGUCGCACCACCACCAAAUGAGGAACCUGACGAUGAGGUUCAAGGGUUACGGGUGGUGCUGAGGGACUUCAAGGUUUAUCUUGAUGAUCCUGUGCCCUCGAAGCGAAAAGUCCCCGCGCACACCGCGGCAGCGUUUUAUAUUGAGUACCCAGAGCCAGACCAUAUGAAGCACCUCAAGCGGGGUUUUGGAUUGGCGACCACUAUUUCAGAUAACCCGCCGAUGUUGGGUUGGCUAUACGCCGAUACUAAUACACAUGAAAUGAAGUAUGGAAACCGAUCAUCGAGUUGCGAUCAUGUUGUUGGGCCGUGGGAUUGGGAGGAUGAGGAGACCACGGUGACACUGGAGGAGAACAGACAAUUUGUGGCAGUGCAAGAAGACGAUGGCUGUUGGGCGCUAUACUACGAUCGCGAUGGCGAUGAUCUGGAGCGUGUAUUGGAGGAACAGGGCAAAUUGGAUAAUGAUUUCCAACCCUUAAGAUUGAAGCGGAACCUGAUUGAACAGCCUGUACAAAAAACAAAAAAUGAUAAUUCGUGA
Messenger RNA from Aspergillus costaricaensis CBS 115574, 757 nucleotides. RefSeq lists its product as uncharacterized. The coding region runs from base 95 to 757 and encodes 220 amino acids. Lineage: Eukaryota; Fungi; Ascomycota; Eurotiomycetes; Eurotiales; Aspergillaceae. The record is from RefSeq and is a predicted model, not a curated record. The transcript has 2 exons.